This is a messenger RNA of Necator americanus (New World hookworm), 2910 nucleotides long. RefSeq lists its product as uncharacterized. Gene Ontology annotation, molecular function: RNA polymerase II cis-regulatory region sequence-specific DNA binding; DNA-binding transcription factor activity, RNA polymerase II-specific. The record is from RefSeq and is a predicted model, not a curated record. The transcript has 26 exons. NCBI's taxonomy places the organism in Eukaryota, Metazoa, Nematoda, Chromadorea, Rhabditida, Ancylostomatidae. The coding region runs from base 1 to 2910 and encodes 969 amino acids. Gene Ontology annotation, biological process: regulation of transcription by RNA polymerase II; defense response; regulation of cell population proliferation.
AUGGAUAUGGGUGUUUUGAAGGAAACGAUCACAGCACCAGGAGCAGAAGCCAGAAAGGACAGUCGCAUCAUUCCUCUCUUCACAAAGAUUGUGGUGACUAUCGAUGCUGAUGUCAAGAGUCUUCCUAUUACCUCAUGCCCUCCCUCUCAUCAUCAGAUAUGGGAUCCUCUGAGGCUAACUGCAGUUAUGGUGCAUCUGCGACGAGUACGUGCACGGCCGUUUUCUUACCGCACCCUAUCCUCUCCGGGUCACCAGCCCAUAGGCGGUCCAGGAUUCGCUACACGCCUCAGGGAGGAGAUCAGCACAAAUCACCGAACAAUGCUACCAAACGAGCACUUCCAAAAGUUGCUCUAUGAUUUGUUCUGUUUAUGGCAUGGCGUACAACGUCAUUAUGAUCCGCCGUUUACGGACACUGAAGAGCAACGCUUGGCUAAGGUGAAAACCAUGAUCUGCAAAUUGCUCACGGAAAUCGAUGGACGUGUGUUACGUAUACAACAGAAUCAGACUGGUGGAAUGAAGGGACAGGAUUUUUACGAAGAAUGGACGAUGUUAACGUGGAAUGUGCUAUGUAUCACCAGUCGACUGCAAAAUAAUCUCAGCGCGCAGAAUGUUGUCUCUAAUGACGAUAAAGUGAUCUAUCAACGCCUGAAUCAGGCUCUUGUGGAGCUUGUCAACUAUUCCAAUGUGAAUAUGCCCUUUAUGGGAUACUACCAAGACACCGAUUUCGAGGUUUUACGACAAAACACAGAACGAACUCUACAAGAGUUGUACAUGUUGACAAGGCGACUUGCUUUGACUUCGUUCCUAAACCAAGCCGAAGUGGAAGGUUUCCGUAUCGCAUGCCUUCAAUUCGGAGAACAGUUUCUAGUGCCGUGUAUCGAUCAUUUGAAGGUGUUUUGCAACACAUACAGCGUAGCGAGGUGGCGUGAUGUGAGAGCGGCUCAAAUCGCUCGUAUGAGGGAUCAGAGCACUCAGCUGGAUGAUGCAGUUACGAACCUCGUCGCUUUCUACUCGAUUAUGAUGUACAUUUUGGCUGUUCUAGCGGCACGAUUGCAGGGUCUUCGCUAUGAGAUUACGAUUGUGAAGAAAGUUUACGCUCUUGAUGAGCACGUAAAGGCAUUGUCACAAGCGGUGUUCGGAGCGCUGGAGCUGUUGAUGAGUGACUGCGUUCUGGCCACAGAACCGUCUACAACUGCAAUUCUCGUCACUAACAACUUGUUCAGCAUGAAUUGUGGUGCUUUGGCAAGAGGAGUCGCUUUUAAGGACUUCGAGAUACAGGUGGUAUCGGAAGAGACUGCCGAGCACAUCCAGUCUGAAAUGAACCGCGCUCGUCUAUUACAACAACCUAAUCAGAUCUCGCAGCCACCGUCAGCAGCUCUCCUUGCCAUGAAACCCACAUCCGGGACAAAACGAAGUAAUGCCGUCAGCAAUGGUGAGCGUGGCUUCGUUGAUUCGGCCGGUAGCACGGCUCAUAAGAAGAGCGACGUGAAUAGCAAAGAACACGUCAUUAUCUAUCCUGUGUACAAUGCUAAGUACAGGUACUGGCAAGCCACUUAUCCGCACUUGCUGUGCACAACUCGGCAGAAGGGCAGACAGUCGACGCACAAUUCUUUCCAAGAUCUUUCACCUUCGAAUGCCUCAAGCGAUAAGUCUAACGGAAAACGACCAAUCUUCUACUUCCAUAUCAAGGCGACCAUGUUCAGUCCUUCUGGAAGUUUCGCAACUGCUCACAACCUAUCGCUUCCGUUUACGAUUGCAACAAGAAGAAACCAGGAUUGUCAGGUCCAGAGAAUGAUGUCAUCUUACACUGCCACCAUUUUCUGGCUUUACGGUUGCAAUCAUCAGGAGGGACUCCUUCUUCAAUGGCUUGACACAGGAAUGCACUGGGAGCAGUUCAAACAUCUUUAUAAGCAGCAUUUCAAAUGUCCCGAUUGCCAGUCUGGCGAAAAUGGAGCAAACAUUGAUGGAAUUCAGCAAAUCGUCACGUUCAAGAAUGUUUUGUGCCCUCAUCUGCGGUACGAAUGCGGGAGCACGAAUGUGCGCUUCUCUGUUUGGCGUGGAAUGUUGGAACUACUGCAGAUUUUCCACGACACCCGGAAUAAUGUGAGAAAACUUUGGGAAAUGGGCUUGUUGCUAGGAUUCCUUGAGUUUGACGAGGUCGACAAACUUCUCGAGCAUCACAAAUCGGCUCUGAUCAUGAGGUUGUCAUUUGUCACUGGAGGCACAAUUUGUUUCACUGUGAAAUCCACGGCUCACACGCUAGAUCACCGCGCGACUCGACCAAUACACCUGGAGCCUCUUGACUUAAAACGCCUUCAGACCAAAUGCCUGAAGGAUUACCUAAGAGAUAUUGCGGAUGCUGAGAAGGUGAAGUACAUAGUUAGUGCUUCUCAUCAAGUAGUUCGCAUCACCGAGGUGCUUGCGCAACUCGGUGAAGGCGAGAAAGGUGGCGGCGUUGAGGCAAGUCGUGACAUCUCCAGCAAUGUUACUCACUCCGGAGACAUUGCUGCCAUGCAACACAUAAGGUUUACGGCCAUGCGGAUUGCUGUCGUGACAUGCAAGGUGAAGCCUCCAUCGGCUGACCAGCUGGAGGUGGAUGUGGAGAAUUCUCGUCGUGUACCAUCCGUUGUGCCGACACCACACGAUGAUUUUGUGCGUGAACUGGUUCAGCUAGCAGCUUUUCAUGGCAAAUCAAGACAGGAAGUUCUGGACAUUGUUGACUCAUUGUCCGACGAAUGUUUCACUCGCAAAAUGAACGGUUCGGCGUUUCAUGAAGCAGCUUCCCGUGCGGUCGUCUCCCCACAACCACCGAUGCAGAAUUUUACUCCAUCCUCUCAACUGCCGUCACCAAACGGAUCCACCACUCCAAUUCCAUUCAACUCAGUUUACGAGAAAUUCGAUUACGUGUGA